Messenger RNA from Clonostachys rhizophaga, 1947 nucleotides. The record is from the annotation of a GenBank genome assembly. NCBI's taxonomy places the organism in Eukaryota, Fungi, Ascomycota, Sordariomycetes, Hypocreales, Bionectriaceae.
AUGAACCAGAAAGUAUCUUGUGUGCUUUGUGGUGCUCCAAUCUUUGAGCCUGAGCCCGAAGAUCCAUCAAGCAAGUGGAUGAGCUCUUUUCGCGCACUGUACACGGUCUGGGAAGAUUGGUCCCAAGCGCGAAUAUCGGGUGUCGGGCGAUGCAGCUGGCGUAAUAUGAUUCCGCUAGAUCAAGCGGUGGCAAGACAAGCUCCGUCGGCCAUCGUCGACGGAGUCUGGUUGAAGGUUAACCUCUUGAUGCACCUUUUCGACCCAGCGCUUCAUGUUGAGUGGAACCCACAGACUGUGUGGGGGUUUCCGCUCCAUGAUUGUUGCUGGCAUCUACUUCGUUUAAACGACCCUGAGGUCCCGGAGCAUGUAGCGGUCCAGAAUCUCUUUGACCUUUGCAGGUCUCAACCGGUUCAGCAGCAUAAAACAAUGGACUGGGGUCAUGAUUAUGCAGGCUUGCUGGCGUAUGAACUGGCACCAACAGCCGCUUGUCCUGGAGAAUCCGCCAUUCUGAGUAGAAGGCCCUUGAUUGGUGAGACUCACUUGCCUGACCCUAUCAACAUUCCAGAGCUCCAGUCGGUUCUCGAUCAGGAGUGCUUGGAGUUGGCCUCCGAUCACUCUAGCCAGUUGGUAUCUUCCAAUAUCAGCCAAGAUCCUUUCGCGAUUUUCCCGCACGAGAUCCUCGUUGAAAUUUUGGCCGACCUCGAUUCUGCGGAUGUUGUCUCUUUAUUGAUCGCCUCCAGAAUGUUCGCGAGUUCAGGGCUGCCGGGACCAUUCUGGCACUCACGUUUCUGGCCCGGCAAGGAGUUCUCUCACAUUUUUGAGCUUUGCGGACAGGGAUCGUCGGCUCCUAGAAACUGGCGCCGGACAUAUGGGCUACUCAAAACAAUCAACGAUAAUCCGGCUUUAGAGAACCGAAGACGCAUCUGGGGCCUGGCUUCUAGGCUGAAUACGUUGAUACGCGUCCGGACACAGCUGAAAGCUUGCGAAGGUAUCACUAUCGGGCCAAGCGAGGGAUGUGAGAGCAGAAAACCGCACCGCUGGAAUCAGCACAUGGGAAAUGUGUCUCCUUUCUGCAGCUACUUUACUCGAGGCUCAAGGGCGCUCUAUUACAGAAAGUCCCUUCUAGAAGGAUGCGUCAAGGAGAUCACCGUCUCAGUCAACCACCUCAAUGGAAGGACUUAUAUCUGUGGGCUCUCCUUUGCUCAUCAGCAAGGGAUUACAAGUAUCGGCAACCAUCCCGCAAUGAACAUGGUCCUGUUGAGGACAGAUGGAGCCGGGGCCGCACGACUACGUGAUACAAGGUUAUGGUACCCAGAGAUUCCGGGUCCAUGUCUCCAUCUUACGGGAGCUGAGCAUGAGAGGCUUGUGGAAUACAGGGGAGUCCUUCCACACUCUGUAUGCAUGUUCGGGGGGCCAGAUGGAGCAUGGCUACCUCAUCUCACGGAAGUAAUUGUAUGGGGCAUCGAUCGCUCUUCUCUUGGCGAAACCGGCAACAACACCCUGGUAUUCGGAAUCGAAUUCAAAUAUAACAAGGGAGUCGAUGAUGGCCGAGAUUCAAUAGUACUUGGGCAUACCUCUGCGUCGUAUAUGGCCGCACCUUAUUCAAGUGCACAUCGUAUCUUGAUCGACUCGCCAGGUGGUGAGCGUAUCACUGGGAUUGACGUCAUGUACCAAGACCCGGAUCAAAUGGCUGGUUUCAUCGUUUACACAUCUUCCGGCCGGAGAAAGGAAUUCCCGCCUCAUUGUAAGCAUUACAUUCAAGUGGAUGCCGAAGACGAAGUGGAUGCUGAAGACGGGUGCGAUGACUUUUCCGAAGAGCUUCGACCACCAUCGGAGACUUGUAUAGUAGGAUUGUAUUCCACUCUGGAACAUAACGAUAUCGGGGCAAGAAGCAGUUAUGAUAAGGUACUCAUGGACUUGGGAGUGGUUUGUGCAACGAAAGUAUGA